AGCCGAGCCCAAAGAUGAUGCACCCCAAGACCCUGCUGGCAAUCGUGGCCCUGAUUGGUGCAUGUGGAGUCGCUGAUAGCGACAUCAACAUCUGCUCAAAUGUGGUCAAUAAUCUGUUCCUGCCGCAUGUGAGCAACUGCAGCAAGUACUACCUGUGCAUGAGUGAGACGCCUGUUCCUCGAGAGUGCCCUGAAACGUAUUUCUUCGAUUCCCGCGACCAGCAGUGCGUGGAUGUGAUGGAGGCCACCUGCAUCCCGUCGUGCAAGGCCCGUGGUCUAGAGUCCUUCAGCUACGACCGCACCUGCAAUAAGUAUGUGCUCUGCUUCGAUGGCACCCCAGUGGUACGUGCCUGCUCCGAUGGAUUGCAAUACAACGCCCAGACCGAUCGCUGCGAUUACCCCCAGUAUGUGGACUGUGCGGAUAACCUCUGCAUUCGGGAGAACAACCCCGAGGACAUUGUCUUCAUAGCCAGCAAGGCAAGCUGCAACAAGUACUACGUCUGUCUGAACGGCCUGCCCACGGUCCAGAACUGCUCCUAUGGUCUGCAGUACAACCCGGCGACCCAAAGCUGCGACUUUGCCUCCAAGGUCAACUGUACGGUUGAGAGUCUGCAGCGCAACAUCAUGCCUUUCGCCCGCGCUCCUCCACGUAGCGCCGACAUCGAGUGCCCCAAGGAGGGAGCCCACUUCAUUGCCCACCAGAAGCGUCCGGAGGCGUACUACUACUGUCUGAACGGACGCGGUGUCAUCUUGGACUGCACACCAGGUCUGGUCUUCGAUGCCCAGCGUGAAGAGUGCCGAGAGCCGCAGUUUGUUGGCGUUUAA
Messenger RNA from Drosophila serrata, 824 nucleotides. RefSeq names its product protein obstructor-E. Gene Ontology annotation, cellular component: extracellular region. The record is from RefSeq and is a predicted model, not a curated record. Lineage: Eukaryota; Metazoa; Arthropoda; Insecta; Diptera; Drosophilidae. Gene Ontology annotation, molecular function: chitin binding.